CACGUGAUCUGUAAAUUCAUUUUCAUUGGAUAAUUGCUCGCGUUUUUCAAUUUUGCUGCGUAAAAGUUAAGUUGUGCUCAACUUGUGCGUUUACGCGCUUGGAGGAUACGUACGGAAACGUAAGUGUACGCGCGUUGAAAAACGCAACAGUGGAAAGCAGCCUUAAGGAAAAAAUGGAUAACGAUUCCUCCUCACAACUUCGCGCCAGCAGUCGAUUUUACCUAAAAAUACCUCUUAGUAGUGCUCAUUCAAGUCACGCCAUUGGUGCCACGGCAACAGUUGGGCAGCGAAUGGAUUACCGACUGGUCACGAAAGUUUAUAGUUUGGUAAAACGCAAUGUAAUUAAAAUCUCAGAAGUCAAAAGAUGUCUUGAUCAAUACGUUGAAGAGACUUUAUUUCCACAAGACGGACAAAAGGCUACACCACACAAGACAAAUAAACGGUACUAUCCAAAUAAAAAGGAUAUUCGAAACCACGUAGCAAAAGCAAUAGAGUCCCUUAAGGACUGCAAAGACGAUCAAGAGUCCCUGCGCAGGAAGGUAGAAACCUGGAAACAGAAUUCUCCAAGCAGCAAGUUUUUCUACCGCACAAGAGAUAACGCUUCCAGAAACGAUAUUCCUCCAAAGGAGGAUAAAAAGUUUUUGUUUGUGCAUCAAGAGCAUUGGCAACAACGAAUGUUGAUUCGUUAUGGCGAACAAUUGUGUCUCAUGGACGCCACAUACAAAACAACAAAGUACGCAAUACCGCUUUUCUUUGUGUGCGUUCAUUCAAACGUUGGCUACAAAGUUGUGGCUGAAUUUAUGUGCCAGACGGAGACGACUAUUAUAAAAGGAUGGAAUCCAGUAUGGAACCCAAAAUAUUUUAUGGUGGAUUACUCAUUAGCAGAAAUAGGCGCGAUAGAAAAAAGUUUUCACGAUGUACAGUUUUAUGUUUGCGACUUUCACAGGCUGCAAGCGCUAAAACGGUGGGCUUCAGCAAGCAAGAAUGGAUUGUCAUAUGAACAGCAACAACACUUCCUUCUGCAAAUGAAAAAGUUUGCUAAUGUCAGUACCAAACAGGAGUACGACAAGGCAGUAAAAGAUUUUCGAGAGUCCAAAGUGUAUAAAGAAUGCAGCAAGAUGAGAGAAUAUGUUGACCGUACGUGGUUUUCUUGCGCUGUCAGAUGGGCACACGCUUUUCGAAAACAGCAAGUCACCAACAUUGUUAAUACUAACAAUGGCGUUGAGGCUCAAAACAGAGUCUUUAAAUACGAAUACUUACACCAAAGUAUUGACAAAUCUGUGUAUGGUAUUGCGGUGAUGUUGGUUGAAUCUUUCAUUCCCGAUGUUCUUCAGCACUAUUUGGAUGCAAACCUGCGACUGAGCAGCGCCUACUGCAAGUACAACCCAUCAAUCCCAGAAUACUUGCACAACAGACCUCCGCACUUUUUGAAAUGUUGCCUUAAAAAUCGAUACGCUUCAGCCAUUUUCAAACAGGACGACAUAACUCCGGUUAAUUUAAAGAAGGGCACGUUCAAUAUCAAGAGCGAGAGCAAUGUUGGAAAGAAACAUUUCAUAGACUUCCGAGAACCAAGUUGUACCUGCAACAUAUGGCACACUACCCAUUUGCCUUGCAAACAUUUUUUCGCAGUUUUUUCCUUCUAUGACGAGUGGGAUUUCGAAAGUCUUCCAGAAGACUACCGAAAUAGCGUUUUCAUCACUCUUGACAAUGAACCUCUUGGAUUGCCACAAGAUACUACGCCAGAAGAACUAGAGGAAGCCAAUACGUCAUCAUGGAGCACCAUCAAAAGAGACGUUGUUUUGCAAGAAUCGUUGUCUUCUGAUAACAAAAAAUAUAUCCACGACAUACCCCACGAAGAAACAGUUAAGUUUGAAACUACUUCAAACAAAAGUUCCAAAAGGCUGAGAAAGAUCUUGCAAGAACAACUGGGCCAAAUACACAGUAUGACCUUCCUGAUCGACAACGAGACCACUCUACAAGAAGCAGUGCAAAAAGCUGAAAGCUUGAAACAGUUUCUUGAACAAAACUUUCCCACAGAAAAUGGUUUGCCUCUUCGAUUGAGUCCUGUGAAAAAAAAAUUAAAGGUUACCGAGACAAAAUACCAUAAAAUCUUUCAUAAGGCUCUACCUCCCAGACGACGCAAGACAAAAAAGUCUACACCAUUUACAAUAGAUCUUACUAAUGUGGGCGAUGAAAUGGCACAAGUGUCCACUAAUGUGCAAAACCAGGAGAAUGAAAAAAGAAAUUCAAGCAGUGUUGACGUCUCAGCUGAGCACAAGGCAAAUCCACUGGAUCGCUUACUGAAUGCCUCUCUAAAUGGAAUUAAGUUAGGUGAUCAAAUGCUAGAAUUUGGACCAAACAAAGUGACUCUUUAGGAUUUAUGGACCCUCAUUCCACCAAAUGGGAUGACUAAAUAUGCUGCCACACUAAUUGAAAAUAAAACUGUGGCACCUGGAUGGCUUAGUGAUACAGUUAUCAACGCUUUCUUAUGGAAACUUUCAUGUGAAUAUCCUGGUGUCCUACCAGCAGAAUCAUAUGUAUGUCAGUUGGUGCAACGAGGAUCUAGUACAUGUCGACUGUGGGCAGAUCAAAAUUUCAUGGCAAUUGACAAAAUAAUAUUUCCUCUCAAUAUGUCUGGGAGCCAUUGAACACUUUUGGUAAUCGACAAAAAAAAGAGAUGGUAUACUACCUUGAUCCUAUGGAAGGUCAUGUAGAAGAAGUUAUCAGCGAAGCAACAGGAGUUGAACUUUCACAGUUUAUCAAAAGCAUUUGUGCCCUUGUUGAUCUAAAAAGUGGGUGGAACACAUCAACUUGGUCUAUUAUUCAGCCUUCACACUAUGUGCAAGAGGAUGGGUUUAACUGUGGAAUAAUUAUUUGCCUGUUUGACAUGAGAAAAGUGAGGCAGCACGUGACUUCAACGAUUAUGGGUUCUUGCUAUGAUGACAUUUAUGAGAGAAAUAGUUUGGUAUGCAAGAUUAGCAAGAUAGAUGAUGGUGAAGACUGGUUGGGAUGUGAUUCAUGUGGGCAGUACUUUCAUGCAAGUUGUCUGAAUGUUGACUUUGGACAAACUCUGACAGAGUACUUUGCUUGCCCAUAAUCAGACAUGACAAUUGUAUAAUAAUACAAAACAUAAAUUGUAAGAUUUAAAAGUGCCGAAUAAAAAAGACUUACCGAUUAGAA
Messenger RNA from Xenia sp. Carnegie-2017, 3180 nucleotides. RefSeq lists its product as uncharacterized. The record is from RefSeq and is a predicted model, not a curated record. Gene Ontology annotation, molecular function: DNA-binding transcription factor activity; zinc ion binding. Lineage: Eukaryota; Metazoa; Cnidaria; Anthozoa; Malacalcyonacea; Xeniidae.